This is a messenger RNA of Paramacrobiotus metropolitanus, 779 nucleotides long. Its product is annotated as U-scoloptoxin(01)-Er1a-like. Bases 44 to 538 code for a protein of 164 amino acids. Lineage: Eukaryota; Metazoa; Tardigrada; Eutardigrada; Parachela; Macrobiotidae. The record is from RefSeq and is a predicted model, not a curated record. Gene Ontology annotation, molecular function: chitin binding. The transcript is spliced from 2 exons. Gene Ontology annotation, cellular component: extracellular region.
UUUGUUUUUCAUCGAUAAUCCUAUUUCCACCCUAACCUACAAAAUGAUGAAAGCCGUCGCCUUCGUGUGCCUGGUCGCGUGUGUGGCUGCUCAGCAGCAAUUCGUGUGGGACCUGUUGAAGCCGGCGCUGAACGCGGCGGAAGUGCAGGCCAUCCUGGCCAACCGGGACGCCAACCAGUACCCCAACUACAACACCAUCCCGCAGACGGGAUUCAGCUGUCAGAGCAAGAAGCAGCCGGGAUUCUACGCCGACACGGAGGCCCAGUGCCAAGUCUUCCACCGCUGCGACAUCAACGGCAACCAGACCAGUUACCUCUGCGUCAACAGCACCGUCUUCAACCAGGUCACCCUCAUCUGCGACUACUUCUUCAACGUCGACUGCCAACGAUUCUCUGCCUAUGAGAACUUUGCCAACUCCCGCUUGUACACUGACCAGCCCCUCUUCGACACGCCCCCUGCUGACUACAUUCCUCCCGGAGUUGGAGCUCCCCAAAUCCUGGCUGUUAAGCCUGUUGCGCUCAAGAGCGGAAGGGGAUAGACCGGGCAACCGCCCUUCUGAAGAAGAGGAUCUCCAAUGAAAAUGUUAUAAGGGCAUCCAUUGUCAGCAUGAUUCUCGUUUGGAGACAAAUUACUGCAGAAUGUUCCUAAACAAAGCACCGCACUGAUUCGUGGCUGUCGAUUUGUCAUGCAGCGUUACGAAAAUUGCUGUUGGUGAAUAGCUUUAACCGACUGAGGUUCAAGACGGGAAUUUCACACCAACCGAUUAAAGUUGACGGAGU